GUUUUCAGUCGCGCGAUCGGCCGCAAACGCAACAGGUGGACGGAACGACGCGCAGUGCGAUUAGUAACGCUUACGCAGAACUGAAGUUGACUCGAAACUAUGGCCACCGGCAAUGGAGCUGCAAGCAGCAACAACAACAACAAUCAUCCCAGUGAUUUGGAUACUCAAGUGAAUGUGGAGGAUUUGCCAAUAAGCUUCAAGGUUAAAUACAUUGGCUCGGAGGCGGCGCGUGGUCUGUGGGGCAUUAAAUACACACGCAGGCCAGUUGACUUGAUGGUGGGCGUGGCUAAGAAUUUGCCGCCCAACAAAGUGUUGCCCAACUGCGAACUGAAGGUGUCCACAUCGGGCGUUCAAGUGGAGAUCAUCUCACCGAAGGCGAGCAUCAAUAACUGGAGCUACCCGAUCGAUACGAUCUCAUAUGGAGUGCAGGACUUGGUCUAUACGCGCGUCUUUGCCAUGAUUGUGGUCAAGGAUGAGUCUAGCCCGCAUCCGUUCGAGGUGCACGCCUUUGUUUGCGACAGCCGGGCCAUGGCGCGCAAGUUGACCUUUGCCCUGUCUGCCGCCUUUCAGGAUUACUCGCGCGUCGUCAAGGAGGCAGCCAACGAUGAGCAGGACGCCAAUGCUAGUGCCACGCCCAGUGAUACCAUAACGCCAACCAGGCAUAAAUUUGCCAUCGAUCUGCGCACACCCGAGGAGAUCCAAGCCGGCGAACUGGAGCAGGAGACGGAGGCAUAGCAUAUGCAUAUAUGUAUAUGUGUAUGUGUAUGUGUAUAUAUAUGUGUAUGUGCGUGUACUGUCUCUUGUGACUCCAGUAUACCGUUGUCCAUUGUGAUUGUCAAAGUUACUUAUCGUCCAGCGGCUGCAGAUGCUGCUGUUACGCUGUAGUUCUCUCACCCGGUAGUUGCCUCAUACAGCUAAUUACCCAAAGCCUAAGCAUAAGGCAAAUGUAAGCAAGUGAAAAUACGAAACGAUUUUCUACGU
Molecule: messenger RNA, 981 nt
Organism: Drosophila arizonae
Lineage: Eukaryota; Metazoa; Arthropoda; Insecta; Diptera; Drosophilidae
Product: low density lipoprotein receptor adapter protein 1
Source: RefSeq, a predicted model, not a curated record